AAUGUACACUGCUAGUUAGUUAAAUGCCAUUACAUUAUUACAUGAAAACAACUGUCAGUUUCAAAUCUUAACCACCAACAACUCGACCUAUAUCUGUCAAGUGCUACUUAGCUGUGGUUGAAUAACUGUGCCGCACCUGUACUGCAAAGCAAGUUGUACUUUUUUUCAGUUGAGAGGAAAUUUCAUACCGGGGUAGUGGAACAAUAUAAAAUAAUGCAAAUACAGGAGGAGGAGUAGGAGGAUGGAAAAUCCAGCAAGUCACUGCAAGUUCACUGUACUGUAAGUGACAGGCAGACUUUCUGAUUCAUAAUUCAGAGUAGAAAGUCAAAAUUAUAAUUAAAACUACAGCUGUAAUUGUUCAGAUAGUUCUUUCUAUUUUUGUAGUAACUUCAUAUACGUCACAGGUGAGUUUCGAUUAAGCUUUAUGAUUACAUCUUUUUUAAAUACUUGGUGUAGGCUUCUUUGAAUUUUAUAGUACUGGUUUCACAUUGACGUGGUUUCACUCUGUUGAUUUUAUCUUUGUCUUUCUGUUCAGCAAUAUUUCUUUUGAUUGCUUUUACACAAAAUAUAUUGGCAGCAGAUUUUCAAUUUUGGUCUUGACAUCUAUUUAUUUAAGGCACUGAAGUUUAAAUACUCAGCGACUGUGAUUUUCACUUGCUUCACUGAGCUUUGGAAGGUUACCACUUUACAAUAAUGCAAACUUAAAGAGGGAUAUCUGAGUAAACUGUGAAAAUAUAUAAUAAAUUGCCAUGUAAAACAUAUAUCAAGUGACGACUGAAGACCAUUCAGGGUAAACCCUUACUUUAAGUAUUUAUCACAGCAGUUGUGAGAUAUAAGGCUUACUCAUUUCAAAAAUUGCUACAAAGUUUAUUAUUAUGACAAUUUUAUAGGAAUGUCAUCAUUGUUUUUCAAAGCCCAGAAAUCCCAAAAUUGGCAUUAUAUUUUGGGAAAUUUUGAUUUUUUAUUAAUAUGAAGUAUUUUUAAAGAAAUAUGUGCUGCAGAUGAACUUGCCCAUAAAUUCCCUUAUAUAUAACCUGACUCCGAUCCAUUUUAUGUUAAUGACCAAAAUGAGUAUAAUGCAGUGCAAUUCAUAUAUGAAUUAUUACUUUUCGAUGACGUAACAAAGACGCAUGAAUGAUUUACAUCAGCAGAGAGUUACUGCAAAUGACAAAGAGAAUUUUUUUUCUCAACCUUUGACAAAGAAACACCAAUCAGUGGAACUUCCUGGGACUUUACUGGGAGUGUUUUGGCUCUGACUUCCUUGUGAGAGCUGAGAACACUCCAUCUUUCACUUCCCUUUAAGGGAAGCUGUGCUCCCCAGGAAGUAUGUCAAGAAACUUGUAUACACUGCAAAGAAUACGCUCGCCUGACAGGAUGGCUCGUGUUCUCAAGAAAAUCACACCGGACUUUACUGAAAUGCAGUCUGUUGAUUCCCUCAGAUAAGAACUAUGGCAGCAGCAGGUUGGGUCUGCUUGGUGACUGUUCUGCUGUCUCUGUCAUUUGUUGUGACGCGUGACCACCGUGGGGAGAUAGAUACCUUCCAUGUAAGUGCUGGCCAUUUCUUUUUGCUGAAUUGCUACACAGCAGAGGCUCAUGACGUCGUGAUCUGGAGCAGAGGGGAGAGUAAAGACAAUCUGAGCCUGCCCACUGGAGUGGAAGUGAGGGACAGGUUACUUUGGUUUCUACCUGUCCAGAUGUCCCACAAUGGAUCUUACACCUGUCAGAUAAGGAAUCAGCCCGGAGUAUUAUUACGGAGGCUAAAGUUUUGGGUGUCAGUGUCUAGUGGAGAGUGUCCUUAUACCGUUGAGAGCAUUUCCAUCACAAAAGGAGUGAGCGACAGUCUUCCUUGUAAACAGAAAGAAAUCUUCGGCCUGAAUAGCGUGGUGAAUGUACGAUGGAUGAAGGAUUGCCAGCUCAUUCAGCGGCAAGGGAAACCCAUCUCUGUUGAUAUGAAAGGCAACAUGAGGCUUCCUCAAGCCUCAGAGGAGGACAAUGGGAAAUAUACCUGCCUGAUAGACAUUAACUUGGAUGGCAGGAAUUAUACCGCUUCACGCAGCAUCCUGUUGACUGUUAAAGAUGACCUCCCAGAAAAAGUUUUUGUAGAGCCACAGCUGGUGACCCCUGACAAGCAAGAGAUUACAGUUGAACUAGGUUUGAGAGUGGAGCUGCAGUGUUUAGCAUUCAUAGGCUACAGUGAGGAUAACGAGUCUUCACUGCACUGGACUGUUGGCAAGGAUUUCGCUGAGGACCUCGAGGAGAUUAGUGUGUCCCGGAAAACUAUUCAUAGAGAAGGCAAAGUAUACGAACUGGUCAUUCUGUCCAUCGCUAAAGUUCAUCGCAAGUUCCUGAAUUUUGAGUUCGAGUGCCAUUUAGAAAGCCUAGCGGGAGAACAAGUCAGUGUGGUGAAGCUUAAAGAAGCUGACCGCAGUUCUUUCCACAUGAGUUGGGCUUUUUGCCUUUCUGCAUCUCUGGCUGUUCUAGCCUUGGCUGCGUGCUUCUUCUUCUUUAAAGUAAACCUGAUAUUGGCUUACAGGGAUCUGUUGGCACAUUUUCCCAAACAACAAGUUCCAGAUGGGAAGCUCUAUGAUGCCUACGUGAGUUUCAUCCAUUCCAAUGCCAUGAGUUCAGAUGAGGGCACGAGGUUUGCCAUGCAGAUCCUGCCUGAGAAGCUGGAGGAACAAUAUGGCUACUCUCUGUUUAUCAGAGGACGGGAUGACUGUCCUGGCGAAGCAAUACACGAUGCAACAGCUGCUGCGAUGCACCAGUGCCGCAGACUGCUUAUCAUCUUAUCACCUGAGGGGAAAACGGAGGAAAGCACUUGCAUAUGUGACAAUCAAAGCCAAGUGUGGUAUGAGCAGAAAGUUGGCCUUCAUGAUGCUUUGACGAAGAAUGAUCCCAGAGUUAUUCUGGUGGAAAUUGAUGGUCCAGUGGAUUACAGUCACUUGCCAGAGUCUCUGCGUUAUAUCAAGAGGAAACAAGGAGCCCUGAAGUGGAAGAAAGAUUUUCUUGCGACACACAAAUUCACAGAAUUAUACUCAAAGAGAAACUUUUGGAUAAAUCUCAGGUACCACAUGCCCCCAGUACCUACAAGAAGGCUCCAAACUAUUGUCUAAACAAUAUCUUAAAGUUUUAUUGAUGGGAUUCAUCCAUCAGGCCUGUUUCUUGGAACACUUGACAAAUGGAAACUUUACGUGCUUACAGCUGUUGUCACCUGUAUUUUUAAGACUCACUAGGACUACAAUAAGCAAGCCCAUACAUUCUUCUGCACAAUGAAUUUCACAACAUGUGCAACAAGGAUGGAGGCAUCUGCUGGACUUUUCUAUUGGUGCAUGUUUGCUAUUACUUCCUUCAUAAGUGAUAGCAAUACAUUUUUUCUACAUUUGAAUUGUAUUUUUUUAUGCACUUAUAAUAUAUCAUCAGGCAUGCUAGCAACUUUUAAAAUUGCACCUUUCCUUUAUAGAAGGGCUGUGUACAUACAUAUGUGUACAUAUUUGAAAGGAUAAUUAUUUUUUAUGUUGACAGCAUUGCUUAUUUUUAUAUUGAAUGAUAGAUUUUUGAAUGAUACAUAUUUAUAUUCUGUUAUUUAAGUAUUUGUGACUGAGUAUAAAUGUUUAAGUAUUAUAUAUUUUGUAUUCUUUUUUUCCAAGUUUCCCUUCCAAGUAUGGCUUACUGAUUGUGUCUCUUCAUCACAUCAGUUUACUCAGAGGAAAAGAUUAAAAUUUAUUCAGUACAAUAGUUUGAGGCAAUGGCAUUCCAUCAAGACAAGCACCUAGUCAAAUUCAAAAUUAGACAUUAAUUAAAACAUAGCAAGAGGAAGCAAUAUCUCUACUUUCGUGUCAAACAGUGCUCUGUCAUGAUGUGCGUCGCCUGUUUGCAUUCAUCCCUAUCCCUACAUCACUAGAAUAUUCUGGAUGCUACUGGGUAUAAUUGUCGAAAGCUGCACUUGCCUGGGAUCUCAAUGGAAACAGUAGCGUGUCUCUGUUUUAUGGGCAUGUCUGUGUCCCAUGAACGAUAGCUGGAGCUUGUCAAGCCAAGAGUCCAGCAGCUUUUUCUGACUGAUUUUGCAUGUUCAUUGUGUAUAAAGUCCAGUCUUUAAUGGGAGACUGAUAGAAUAUUAGUGCACUAGACAAGAUGCUUCACUGCUGUCAGAUCAAGUGACAGCUUUGCUUUGUGUGGAAACACAGCUAGCAUUAGCAACUAGAGUCUUCUGUGAUAAGUUUCCUCUUAUUGGCCAUCUUGGACAAUAUGUGUGAUGCAGAGGAAUUAGAGUGCUGUGUAACUGUAAUUAUACAGCACUCUAAAGGAGUAAUGUGUUAAUUACUCCUUUAGCACAUUAGCAAGGUAAAGCUUGAUAAUAAGGAGUGAGCGCAAACAGAAGAGGUGCAGUCUCAUGUUCAGGGACAGCCACUACAAAUAUGAUUAAACGGUGAGUAUAAAGCAUUUAAAAAUUAGCUCAGCCUUAAUAACUUUGGCAGUAUUUUUUAUCUAUACAACACAGAUGAGGAACAUUUCACCACAGCUUUGUUUAUAGUGUUUUAUUGCCACUUUUGCUAGAAGAAUGGUUUUAAAAAAUCCCUCCAUUCUUCAUGGUCACCUAAUAGUAAAUUAAUUUCAGUAAUGUAGAAGAUAUUUAACUAUACAGGUAAAAAUAUUUACAAUUUUCAGCCAGGUUUGAAUAUAAGCGCAAACAUGUCCAUGUAAGAAGGCUGUUAGCAUUUGAAACAUCUCUUUAAAAAGGUGUUGCUGUUUUGUAUUAUGAUUUAGUGCUUUGUAUGCUGAAGAACAGGAAACCAGUCACAACUGAAUCAAGUCAUUUUAAGGGCAAUACACCUUAAACACAAGAUAUCAUGAUCUUGAAGUGGAAAAACCUCUAAAUGGAAAACUCCCCUAAAAACAGUGUGCUAAUAUUAGCCAGCUGAUGUUUUGGAACCUUCCAAGAUCCUCCGUUUAACGGAAAGACACCAUCUAAAUACACAAAAUAACCAUAAUGCUGCGCUUUUUCUUGUUAACAGUGCUGUGUCCCUUCCAAAGGCCAGAUGGUGCUAGGGGAACCAGAUAAUAAUAAUAAUAAUUUAAUAAAAAUAAGUUUGUGUGUGAAGAGGGCCAGGUUUGUAAUUUAGAUUUAUUGAAACACAAAUAUAUCCAGAUAUAUGCAAUUUAAACACAGUAAAAGUUUGCAGGUUUGACACUGAUCCAAUCUCCUCUUAAAUAAGUACAAUACGCAUACACUGUAUACAUGCAGAAAAAGAUAAAUGAAAAAUUAAACAUUCAGAAAUGUAAAAGCAUCUCUAAAACUAUUAUAAAGAUUUUAUACUAUACUGUCAAAGACUUAAAGACAAACCAUAAAAUUAAAUUUCAUGACUUAGAAAUCAGUGGCAUAUUUAACAGUUUUUGAUUAUUUUCAGACUAAUCCUAACUGAUACUUUCUGUGCACUUUGUGCAAUUUGUUUUCGGUGUAUAAAAAAAAUCCCCUCUUUUACUUAUCUUGGUCAUUUGAUCUCCGUGUACUGCCAGCAUCCUGUGUUUGCGGUUUUAUGCAGCGGGAGUCGUCGGUCUCUUUCUGUUUGUGUUGGCUGUCACCUAGACUUUAUUCCUGACAAAACAGAUUUUCUCAGAAUUUUCUGAGCACUGACAGCUAUAAAAGGCACGAAAUGACAGAUCAAAUCAUGUUACCACUGCUUGUCUAUAUAUGAUCUAUAUAUUGGAGGGGUUCUACUUUUGGCUAUCACCGAACCCAUUUCCUUGCCUUAAAUCUGAUUGCCUGAAAACAGCAAAACCUAGUGAGUUCACUAACAGGUCACUCAUCUGAAAAAUGUUUCUCAACAGCAUAUCAACACACUUGAACGAUGUAAAUCUGCUUAACUUCAGCGUAUUACGAGCUUGUAUAUAUGUUAUCAUUCUCAUAGUGAUAUUUAGCUCAAAGCAUCCAAAUCUGGCUUCAGCUUCAGAGCUGCUGUGCGGGCUGAACUUUAAAUUAUAUGCAAACAUAUUAUAACUUGGUGCUAAAUAUUGAGUAAAGACUGGUGAGAAAGGAAUUAGUCAGUUAUGCACUAGCAUUACUCAUAAAUGAUUCUCUCAUUCAUCUGUAGAUGGAUGUACUGCUGGAACCCAAGAUAAUAUAAUGCAUCAAUCUCGCAUGUUCCUGAGAAAGGCUUUCCACCCACAUUAACAAACUUUGUGUUCUUAGGGAGUGGGAUUCCCCAUCAGGGACUUCAACAAUCAAGCUGUUCCUCUCCAAGUCUUGAACAAUUUCCUCUCUUUGGUUACCUCCUAAUUACAGCUUUUUCCCCGUUAAACUCGCGUAACACGCAGGUCCAGCACACCAACAGUUUCCAAUCCAGUCUCUUUAUCACAACAAAUCCACAUAAAUUCUAAUUAAAGUGAAUCAACUUCCUGAUGUCACUGAUUAUUUUAAGAGCAAAACCCUCCAGAUCAGGUUAAAACUAUUUUCCUUUAAAAUGUUCACUUAUCUCACUGGAGUCUCCAAUUUCAGCCGGCUUCCCUUCUCCAACUGUGUCCUACAGAAAAACAAAGAACAUCCUUCCUGUUUUCUCUCCCCUUUAUUGAGAAGGGCUCAAAUCAUUACCAAUCAACUACUCUCUGUACUCAACUCUAAAUAGCUGGCAGCUGGAGAAGAGCUGCAGAACACAAAGACAAAACACAAAAACACCAAAGCAUGCAAUAACUCAAAUGGAAGAUGAUGCCAACUAGGGCUGGGCG
Messenger RNA from Haplochromis burtoni (Burton's mouthbrooder), 6720 nucleotides. Its product is annotated as interleukin-1 receptor type 1. Lineage: Eukaryota; Metazoa; Chordata; Actinopteri; Cichliformes; Cichlidae. Gene Ontology annotation, biological process: signal transduction. The record is from RefSeq and is a predicted model, not a curated record. The transcript is spliced from 11 exons. Bases 1449 to 3113 code for a protein of 554 amino acids.